CAAACAAACCUCUCUAUUCGUCGAGCACAACCCCAAUUCCUAGGUAGAGAGAGAGAGAGAGAGAUGGCUGCUACAGUGGGCACCAGCAGUGUGGUAAGACCAUCAACCUUUCUCCUUGGACAGGGGAAGACACUCAGUCCUCUCAGGGACAACAUCUCUUUUGGCAAUGGAAGGUUUACCAUGGGAAAUGAUCUAUGGUAUGGACCAGACCGUGUCAAGUACUUGGGACCCUUUUCGGCACAAACCCCUUCGUAUCUCACCGGAGAAUUUCCCGGUGACUACGGAUGGGACACUGCCGGCCUGUCUGCGGAUCCUGAAGCCUUUGCAAGAAACAGAGCUCUUGAGGUGAUUCACGGGAGAUGGGCAAUGCUCGGUGCCCUUGGGUGUAUAACACCCGAGGUGCUCCAAAAGUGGGUCAAGGUUCAGCUUAAGGAGCCAGUGUGGUUCAAGGCAGGAGCCCAAAUCUUCAGUGAAGGCGGUCUCGACUACUUGGGCAACCCCAACUUGGUCCAUGCACAAAGCAUCUUAGCGGUCCUAGGGUUCCAAGUCGUGCUCAUGGGCUUGGUCGAGGGCUAUCGCAUCAAUGGCCUCCCAGGUGUUGGUGAAGGCAACAACCUUUACCCUGGAGGAACCUACUUCGACCCACUUGGCCUUGCUGAUGAUCCUAUCACUUUUGCUGAGCUCAAGGUUAAGGAGAUCAAGAAUGGGAGGCUUGCUAUGUUCUCAAUGUUCGGUUUCUUUGUUCAAGCCAUAGUGACUGGAAAGGGUCCAUUGGAGAACCUCUUGGAUCACCUUGAGAACCCUGUGGCUAACAAUGCUUGGGUUUAUGCCACCAAGUUUGUGCCAGGUUCUUAGAUUGCUAGUGCAGCAGCAUCCACAAGUGUCAUUGUGAAGUGUCCAUUUGAUUCCCCCUAAUUUGUGUGUGUGUGGGUGUGUGUCGGUGUAUUGGUUUUGUAACUAUGAUGGUAUCUCACAUAUAAUCAUGUAGUAAUGUGAAUGUAGUAUUUAGAUUUUGAUUUUGAGGGGAAAGUAUGAGCAUCCAAUACAUUUG
Amborella trichopoda is the source of this 1051-nucleotide messenger RNA. RefSeq names its product light-harvesting chlorophyll B-binding protein 3 (gene LHCB3). Gene Ontology annotation, biological process: photosynthesis, light harvesting. Lineage: Eukaryota; Viridiplantae; Streptophyta; Magnoliopsida; Amborellales; Amborellaceae. Gene Ontology annotation, cellular component: membrane. The record is from RefSeq and is a predicted model, not a curated record.